AUUAAACAAUAUUCUGAGGAUAUCCCUAUACAAAGAAUAAAGGCUAUUAAAAACGAACACGAAGUAAAUGGCAUGAAAGAAGGUUAUUUGCAAGAUGCUGCAGCUAAGAUUCAGUUCUUACACUGGAUACAAAAUGAAGUAAAAAGUGGCCGUACAGUGACCGAGCUAUCUGGGGAUAUCAAACUCCGUGAAUUCAGGGAAAAACAGCCAGACUUUGUGAUGCCAAGCUUUGGGUCAAUAUCUGCUUUUGGACCGAAUGGCGCUGUCAUACAUUACAAGUCCACAGAAGAAACAGACGUCGCCAUCACAGACAAAGACUUGUAUUUAUUGGAUUCUGGUGGCCAAUACAAGUGUGGAGCCACUACCGACACGACAAGAACCAUGCACUUCGGAACCCCUGCUGACAGGCACAAAGUGGGUAAACACAUUGACGCACUUCCUCGGCAACACUUGUGGAAUAACGGUUGGAACUAUAACCAUGGCACUGGCCACGGUAUAGGCGCUAUGCUGAAUGUACACGAAGGUUCUUUCAAUACAAGGACUACGGUUCCUCUUGUAGCAAAUGUAUUUAUGUCUGACGAACCUGGCUAUUAUGAGGACAACGAUUAUGGUGUUCGUCUAGAGACUGUGGUGAUGGUCGUUGAAGCUGAAACAAAGUACAAUUUUGGAGAUGCAACGUUUUUCACCUUUGAAGAAGUCUCGUUUGUUCCCUUCGAUCCUAAAUUGAUCAAAUAUGAACUGAUGUCUGAACGACAGAUCGAGUGGCUUAAUGAUUAUAAUAUUAAAAUCCGUGAAAAGGUCGGUCCCCGAAUUAAGGAUGUCAACCCUGAAGCCUACGAAUGGAUGCUGGGACAAACAGAACAAGUGGUGAGCGAUAGUGACAGUCAACGUGUGGUUUAUAGUGGUGUCAUCCUAGCUGUUCAAAUGUUCUGUGUGAUAAUGAUGGUUUAAUAUGUUGCAAUAAGCAUAUUGCAUUGAGUAGGGCAGUGGGACAAUUCUCUAUUUAGUUUAAAUUAUAUACGAUUGAAUUUAUAAUUUGUAGUUUUGAGAGGGGUAGUUUAGUAUAAAUGUUUGAUAAUUAAAAUGAUUAUCUUGGCUACCUUUGAAUGUACUAUAUAUUGUACUAGAAACUCACAAUGGACCGUAGUAUA
Molecule: messenger RNA, 1151 nt
Organism: Saccoglossus kowalevskii
Lineage: Eukaryota; Metazoa; Hemichordata; Enteropneusta; Harrimaniidae
Product: xaa-Pro aminopeptidase 1-like
Molecular function (GO): metalloaminopeptidase activity
Source: RefSeq, a predicted model, not a curated record